Trichoplusia ni (cabbage looper) is the source of this 1541-nucleotide messenger RNA. Its product is annotated as retinal dehydrogenase 1-like. Gene Ontology annotation, molecular function: aldehyde dehydrogenase (NAD+) activity. The record is from RefSeq and is a predicted model, not a curated record. Bases 54 to 1514 code for a protein of 486 amino acids. NCBI's taxonomy places the organism in Eukaryota, Metazoa, Arthropoda, Insecta, Lepidoptera, Noctuidae. The transcript has 11 exons.
AUCGUGCUCAGCUUGUCUUGCGUUAUUAUCUGUUGAGAACUAGAACUGCGAUAAUGGCUCCACAAGUAAAAUAUACCAAGUUAUUCAUCGACAACCAAUGGGUGGACUCCGUGAGUGGUAAAACCUUUGACACACACUCUCCUCAUGACGGAUCACUUCUUGCAAGUGUAGCUGAAGGGGAUAAGGCGGACGUCGACCUAGCAGUCAGUGCAGCGCGCCGAGCCUUCCACCGCAACUCAGAAUGGCGCUUGCUAGACGCAUCUCAACGAGGGGAGAUCCUAUACAAGUUUGCCGACCUCGUGGAAAGAGACCUUCAGUACAUUGCCGAGCUGGAGUCUUACGACAACGGCACAGUGCUGAGUAGAGCUAUCACCUUUUUUAAUGCUGGCGUCAAGAAUAUAAGAUAUUUCGCCAGUUUAGCUGAUAAAGUCCAAGGCUGUACUAUUCCUGCUGAUGGAGAGACAUUUUCUUAUACUUUAAAGCAACCUGUAGGAGUUUGUGGACUUAUUUUGCCAUGGAACGUGCCAGCUUUGAUGUACAUUAAUAAAGUUUGCACGGCGCUUGCUGCAGGUUGUACAGUCGUGAUUAAACCAGCGGAGCAGACACCAUUAUCAGCGUUAUAUCUGACGGCGUUGCUAGCCGAAGCUGGUGUCCCUAAAGGAGUAGUGAACGUUAUCAAUGGCUACGGUGAAACGGUUGGAGUUGCUCUUACACACCACCCUCAUGUUGCCAAGAUAUCAUUCACUGGAUCACUUGAGGUCGGUAAAUUAAUUCAACAAGCGGCUGGAGCUUCCAACCUUAAACGUGUCACUCUUGAGCUGGGAGGCAAAAGCCCGCUUGUCAUCAUGGACGAUGCCGACUUGGCUCAGGCGGUCCCUUACGCGGCUUUAGGCGUGUUUGCACAUCAAGGUCAGAUUUGCGUUGCUGCCAGUCGGUUAUUUGUUCAAUCUAAGAUCUAUGACAAGUUUAUUGAAGCCAGCAUUCAAUUUGCAAAGUCACUCAAAAUUGGAAGUCCAUUCGAUUCUGAAACUCAACAUGGACCACAGAUUGACGAGUUGAUGAUGAACAAGGUACUGAACUACAUUGAAACAGGCAAAAAAGAAGGAGCGAAAUUGGUCACUGGAGGAAAACGUAUUGGAAGCAAGGGCUAUUUCAUAGAACCUACUAUAUUUACUGACGUCACCGACGAUAUGACAAUCGCUAAAGAAGAGAUCUUCGGCCCAGUACAGAGCAUUCUGAAGUUCGACACAUUAGAGGAAGUGAUUGACCGAGCAAACGAAACUAACUACGGUCUCGCCUCCGGAAUCUUCACUUCCAACAUCAACAAUGCUCUGCAGUUCAGCAAGCAUGUUGAAUCUGGCGUUUGCUGGGUAAACAUGUACUUAGGGGGCGGACCUCAGACGCCGUUUGGAGGAUUCAAAGAAUCUGGAAUUGGACGAGAAAGGGGUAUCAACUGCCUUGAAGAGUAUUUGGAAGUUAAAACUGUGACCAUCGCUCAACAAAAGAAAUUUUGAUUACAUAAAAUCCUAUAAUAAAAUAUA